This is a messenger RNA of Haemonchus placei, 2220 nucleotides long. Lineage: Eukaryota; Metazoa; Nematoda; Chromadorea; Rhabditida; Trichostrongylidae. The record is from the annotation of a GenBank genome assembly.
AUGGAGGCAUCACCGAGGCGAGAAGCUGGCGGGAAUGAGUAUGCUUCCAUUCUUAGCGAUCAGCUCACACUCGAUAUUUUGAAGAAUUUUUGCCUGAGAGAUCACCAUUGGAAAAGAGACGGGAAUAUCACUUUUCAUGUCUUCUCUCUAUGGUUCAUUUUUACUGGAAAAUUAACCAUCUCUUUCCAGAUUCAUUUGAAGUGCUUGCCCUUAUCUAAAGCGGAGUGGGUUACGGUUACUACCCGUAAUAGGAACUUAUACGCGUCACUUAAACAAAAGGACAUACCGAAUCCACAUGACGACCGAUUCUGUCAGGAUCCUCAAAUCAACAAUCCUCUUGAUCAGACGGACCAUAAUCCAUGGCAGCAGUACUUUGCCGACCACGACCUUCGUGAUCUGAUUAUGAAAGAUGUUGGAAGAACCUUUCCUGAACUCGAAUUUUUCCAACAAGAUCAUAUCCGUCGGAUGAUGUGUGACAUUCUUCUGAUUUAUGCGAAAGAGAAUCCUUUCGUGUCGUAUAAACAGGGAAUGCAUGAGAUCCUCGCUCCUCUGAUAUUUGUCCUGUUCUCUGACCAACAGUCGUUUUGUCACUGCUUGGAAACUGGUGGCCUCACGGUUCAAGACGCUGCCCCUACAAACCAAGUUAUGCGUGAAUUGGUAGCCAUUGGCGAACGUCUCCAAUGUGUUGAUCCGGAGCUUGCUGAGCAUUUGAACUCCCUCGACAUUCCACCGCAGCUAUAUGGGAUUCGUUGGCUUCGAUUACUCUUCGGUCGAGAGUUUGCAAUUCAUGACCUUCUGUACGUAUGGGAUGUGUUAGUGUGUGACAGACCAGUAGCGAGGAUGGUCGAAUGCGUUUUUCUGGCGAUGUUGGUGCAAAUUCGGCAUCUGCUCCUGCAAUCGGACUAUGGUGGUUGCUUGCAGUACCUAAUGCGCUAUCCUCCGAUUGUAGAUGUUUCAACAUUCAUUCAGCAAGCUCUCCACUACAGAAACCCGAAGAAAUAUCCGAAACCAACCACUGUUAACUCGUUGGGGAAUUUCUCACAUUUGACAGUGACGGGUGCUGAUCAUCCUAACCGCGCUCGUCAAGGGGUUAUGAUGGUGAACGACAUGGGUGAUGUGAGACAGGAUGAGAUCUCUGGUGGCCUCCGUAACAUCACCUCAACGAUGUUGUCAAAAGUGAAAAACUCUAUGCUGGAAAGGCCAUCGUUACUAGCCGCUUCCCCUCCACUAACCCCGAGGAGAAUGACGCAAAGUGCCGCUAAAUCGCCCUCGUGGGAAAAGGAACUUCGGCUUAUGGAGGAACAAGUGGCAUGUCUCCAAAUUCGUCUCAACGAAAGGGACGUUGUUUGCUUAGAGGCCGCUAGGAAUAUUGAAUCAUGUGUAGAGCAGUUACGGAGCUAUGAUCGAGAUGGGUUCGCUGGCUUGUGCGCAAAACUGAUGGAGAUUAGCGGCAACCUCACUGCAAGUACCGUCAAUGGUGUAGGUAACUCCGCUCCGUCACGACGAAAUGACGACGAAGCAUUAGAACGACGAAGCAGUUUCAAUCGAGCUCCACCUCAACCCCGACAUAUUCAAAGAGAGAAUGAAAUGGUUGAUCUCAAAUUGUGGUUGACAAAAAUUUUACCUUAUACAGUUCAACGGCUUAAGGGACCAUACUUGAUCUCGAAUGUUCUGAGGAACCAAUGCUCCAAGAAAAUCGACAGCCGUUGUAUACCUGCAAAUAACGACAUCGUGCUUAUAACACCGAACAUCGAGCAGGCGGAACGAAUGCUGGCCGAGUUUGAUAGUGCUUGGGGAAAAAUCGGCUUGAGGCGAAACCUAACGAAGACGAUGUUCAUGAAAAACGAACUGGUACCUGAUGCUCCUUUCACGUUAAACGGAACGAAUAUCUCCGAAUGCUCUAGCUAUGAUUAUCUAGGUCGAGAAGUCAACAUUGUGAACGACCUAACUCCGGAGCUGUGCAGAAGGAAACGCGCCGCGUGGGGAGCAUUUAAGAAUAUCGAGGGAGUAGUGAAGAAGACAAAGAACAUCCGGCUCCGCGCUCACCUUUUCGACAUUGCUGACCUUCCUGCUUUAACGUACGCCUCGGAGACCUGGACUCUACGAAAGCAGGAUGAGCAUGCUGUCAGCGUUACUCAACGCGCUUUGGAAAGGACGAUGCUCGGAAUUUCCCUAUACACGCAAGUGCAGAAGGAAACGCGCCGCGUGGGGAGCAUUUAA